This is a messenger RNA of Phialemonium atrogriseum, 1395 nucleotides long. RefSeq lists its product as uncharacterized. Lineage: Eukaryota; Fungi; Ascomycota; Sordariomycetes; Cephalothecales; Cephalothecaceae. The transcript has 2 exons. The record is from RefSeq and is a predicted model, not a curated record. Bases 1 to 1395 code for a protein of 464 amino acids.
AUGCGAAUACCGUGGGGUGGAUGGCUGGCGGCGACGACGUGGCUAGCCGGGACCGUCGCGGCAGCAGAGCAGAAUGCCAAAAUAAAAUUUAUAGAGACAGACUUCCAAAACCCCGACCUUGGCGGUGAUGCCAUCUUCACCGUCCCGCCCGAGGGCUUCGGGUCCAGGAAAUUCAGAUGGACGUCGGACGACACGCCCGUGGGCGAGGUGGCACUCUUCAUCGACGGGCUGCAGCGCGACACCGUCUCUCUGACUCCCGGGGACAAGCACGCCAAGGAAACCAUCGUCCCCGCGCCGCCCGCGAACCAGGGCGGCCCCUUGGCGGGCAGAGGGCUGAUGGCCAUCGAGUUGCAGCAGAGACCGGCCAGCGCUCUCAAUUCCAUCCGAGCGUCGGCCGACGAGCACUUCAUCACCGGAAGCACAGCAUACGACGGCAAAAGCGGCUCCGUAACGAUCCUCGACCUUAACCAGGUCGCCACCAAUUUCGCGGGCGCGGUCAUGUACUUCAAGGUAACCUGGGGGUCGCAGGACGGGGCCAGCUUCAGCCGCAGGUUCACCGUCGUCUCCUCGGACAGCCCCGACAACCUGAAGAACCUCCGCAAGGACGCGACCUUCAGCGCCGGCCAGGACUCCCCCGCCUUCCCCGAGGUCACGGGCACCGCCGCCGCGACCGCGACCCCCAAGCUGCCCGCUGACGCGAGCCCGUCCGUCCAGCCCUCCUCCGGCGACGAGCCGUCGGGCCCGGGCUCGUCCGGCGGCUCCGGCUCCGGCGGGCCCAGCACCACCAGUAGCAGCAGCAGCAAAAGCAGCCGCCUCUCCACGGGAGCCAUCGCGGGCAUCGCGGUCGGGGCCGCCGUCGUGGGCAUCCUCGUCACGGGCGCCCUGAUCUGGUUCCUGAUCCGCCGUAGACGGCGCGGCGGCAGCAGCAGCCAGGGGCAGCAGCAGCAGGGCGCCGCCGCCCCCUACGCAGGGGCGAACAACCGCACCCAGGAGCUCAUGGCCGAGAAGGAGGCCGGCGCGGGCGCAGACGUGUCGCCGCACUCGCCUUACUCGGACGACGGCAACGGCAACGGCAACAUCGGCAGCGCCGCUAGCGCUCCCACAGCUGCAGCGUCCAUGAGCGGCGGGGUAGCCGGCCAGCAGCGUCAGCACGAGCGGUCGUUCACGCCGUACUCUGACGCGCAGCAGCAGCGGGGUUCUCUGGCGGGCGAUUCGCAGCACUCGCCUGUGGCUGCUCCGGGUGCGGGGAGGGCGACGCCAACGACGGCCGCGGCGCCGACGCCGACGCCGUACGGCCACUUGGUCGAGGAGGGCAUGACCGAGGACGACAUCCGGCGGCUGGAGGCGGAGGAGCGGGAGCUGGACCAGGCUAUCGAGCAGGCGGGGAGGCGCUGA